Molecule: messenger RNA, 510 nt
Organism: Lodderomyces parapsilosis
Lineage: Eukaryota; Fungi; Ascomycota; Pichiomycetes; Serinales; Debaryomycetaceae
Product: 3-hydroxyanthranilate 3,4-dioxygenase
Exons: 1
Coding region: 1-510 (169 amino acids)
Biological process (GO): 'de novo' NAD+ biosynthetic process from L-tryptophan; quinolinate metabolic process
Cellular component (GO): cytoplasm
Molecular function (GO): iron ion binding; 3-hydroxyanthranilate 3,4-dioxygenase activity
Source: RefSeq, a predicted model, not a curated record
AUGUUGCCUUCACCAAUAAACAUUCAUAAGUGGGUAGAGGAGAAUGAGGAUAAGUUGAAGCCACCAGUUAACAACUUUUGCUUGCAUAGGGGUGGUUUCACAGUGAUGAUUGUUGGCGGACCCAAUGAAAGAAGUGAUUACCAUAUUAAUCAAACACCAGAGUAUUUUUAUCAAUACAAAGGAACCAUGUGCUUGAAAGUCGUUGAUGACGGGAAGUUCAGAGACAUUUUAAUUCACGAAGGUGACUCAUUUUUAUUGCCACCCAACACCCCUCAUAACCCUUGUCGUUACAAGGAUACCAUUGGGAUAGUUGUCGAGCAAGAUCGUCCAGAGAGUGUUAAUGAUGCAAUCAGAUGGUAUUGUAGCAAUUGUGAAGAUGUUGUAUAUCACAAGGACUUUUAUUUGACUGAUUUGGGAACCCAAAUCAAAGAAGCCAUUGUUGCCUUUGAUUCAAAUAUUGAUGCCAAAACUUGCAAAAAAUGUGGGCACAUAAAUUCAUCAAAGAGAUAG